UUUCAUGGGUGGUCACUCUUCAAACGUCAACGGGUUUAAAUUUAAAAUAACGUACUUGCAAUAUUGUGCAAAUGUAAUGAGAAGAAAGUAUUCGGGGACUUUGGAUGAUUUGUCCGUAUAGUUUAUAUUAUUAUUGAUGUUAAGUUUAGGACGAGUGAGCAGAGCAGUGGCUUCAUAUCUGUAAGCUCUUUGCAUCACAACUAUUUAACUAACGCAGAGUAACGUAUUCGUCCGUUUCCCAAAAAAUUUGAAGUUGUUUCAUAAGUUUUCAUAUGAAGAAAACAAUAAUGGGUGCAUUUUUGGCCAAGUACUUCAAUGAAUCAACUGAAGAAAACCGCCGUGACAAGGUCGACACUACCAAAGCAACUCCCAGACGUAAACUUGUAGUGGAUCCUCGUUCGCCUACGAUAGAAAUUUCAAGGACGCCAAUACAGGUGGAAGGCACGCCCAGGCGCUGCAGUGAGGAGGCGCCCCACACAGAGCAGGCCGUGACAGGCGCCAGUGCCGUCGCUGUGAGCCAUCAGCGGGUCAGCGCCCUGCAGCUGCGAAGGGAGAGAGAUCCCAGGUCUCCGUCCUAUGGGAUAGCUCGCACCCCGCUCCAGGUGCCGGGCGGAGACGCGGGGGGACAGCCGGUGGAGCGCGUGCAGGAGAUCCUGAUGUACGAGGGACGCGCCGAGGUCCCCCUGGGGAAGAACUCUCCCAGGGAGACUGCCAACCCCUCCUGCGCCCGCAUCAUGGGGCUGUCCCGGCAGGGCGCGCUGGCGGUGGACGCUGACAUGGUUGGCUUCUUGUCGGGGCUGAGCCAGGCCCUCUCGCUGACCGACACCCAGCAGCAGAGGGUCAUGAGCACGUACCAGGGACACGAGAACCCGGUGCGCGCCAAGACGCUGCCUCUGUCCAAGGAGACCCCGUCCCUGAGGAGGAUGCCUCUGUGCGAUGUCAACUCCCCGCACCAGAUGUGGCGGGGCCACGGUGGCAAGGACCGCCGUGUGUCCCCGCUCUCGGAGAACACCCCGCCGAGCAGACUCCAUGACACCAGCAGGCUGCAUGCUGUCUGGGACCAAGAUGCCACCGUCGUCAUAUGACCCCUGCCACGCCGCCUCCAGACCUGCGGCUUGUGCCUCGCCUGUAACUGUCAAGUGUAAAUUAAACUGUAAAUAAAUAAUCCAAUAACACAA
Molecule: messenger RNA, 1178 nt
Organism: Bacillus rossius redtenbacheri
Lineage: Eukaryota; Metazoa; Arthropoda; Insecta; Phasmatodea; Bacillidae
Product: cell division cycle-associated protein 3-like
Exons: 5
Coding region: 273-1085 (270 amino acids)
Source: RefSeq, a predicted model, not a curated record